AUGGAUGAAAAAGAUAAUGUAAUGACCAUAUUCAAAGCGCUCUUUCAAAACGCAAAUCAGAUAAAUAAUAAAGAAAGCUUCAUAAGGGAAUUAGUGGAAAAGGGACUAUUAAAGGACUGUGACGCUUUAAACCAGAAUGUUGAUACAGAAGAAGACGUGGAACUUCUUGUAGCUAAAUUGAAACCACAACUUUUAAAAAGCGAAUGUAGAGUAAGCUGUUUGUCCAUUAUGGAGAGUCACGGAGUGUGUGUUCACAAUCACAGUCAACUGAAGCGAUUUAUAACUUGCGAGAAAGAACUACCUAUUUUGUGUUGUUGGCAAGAGCCAACACCUUGUUCAAGACGGCGUGUACAAUCUCAUGAAAUAACCGGAAGUGAGAAAAGGGAUUUGAAAGAAUUGCAUAAACAUUUGCGUUUACCUGGAGUAAGAAUUGAAACAGAAGAAAGAUGUUAUAGAAGCUUAGCACAAGUAGAAUUCGAUAAUAUUAUCAGCUAUCCUUUAACCAUAAUGAACCCAGAACAGGCUAUAGAUUCAGGCCAACUUACAAGACUACAUACUCAAAUUAAAUCCGGAGUACAGAGGCAAAUAUCAGAUGGAGAAACCUUUAGAAAUACGAUUAUUGGAAACUGGAAAUACAUUAAAGACAAUAUCCACCUCACCAGUUUUUCAGACAAUUGUUUAAAGGAAGGCUUACUUGAUUUUGACGACGUUGAAUCGAACCAACUUCUUGUGCUACCGACAUCAAGAAAAAUAGAUGAUAUCCUUGCAACUAUUGUCAGUAACAUCGAUGAUUCCGCUGACUUCAACAGAUUUCUAAAGGUUUUCGAAAAGGACGAACAUCAACAACACAUUGCGGACAAAUUGAAAGUUCCAGUUCAUUUAAGCUGGAUCGAAGACGUAAUUCAAACUAAACAGUGUUAUCAUCGAUUAAAGAAAAACAGAGCAACUUUAGAAGAUGAAAUGAAACCAAAAAAAUGUGCCGAUGAUUUUCUAGAAGGUUUCAUAUUAAGUUUGGAUGAACAUGAACAAUUAUGGAAGUUAGAUACCAGAAAGAAGAUGGCUGAAUACUUAUUUGACAGAAUCUUAUUGUCAGUGGAUAGAGGAUCCUAUUCUAUUCUGCUAAAAGUUUUAGAGCAGCAAAAUCCUAAUCGAUUUAAAAAGAUAUUGAAAAAACUAGAUGUUCCUUCGGGAUUCCAAGAAGAUAAGAAAAACGAAACAAUUGUUGGACCAGAUUUGAAGGACGGAACUUUUAGCGAGGAAACAGAAGAAAAGAAAAACAAAACAACUGUCAGACUAAAGAUCAAGGAUAUCACUUGUAGUGAGCAAACAGAUAACAGCAAAGAAAUAUCUAUUACAAUAACCACUAAGUUAGGUCUUGAAAAUCAGCACUGCGAGAAAAUUUUAAUGGAAAAAAUCAUGAAUUUUGGUCCCGACUUCUUGGGCAAGUUGGGUUUGUAUCCCAGUGAAAUAAAAAAAGGGUCAGUUGUUAUCUAUUUGGAUCAAGUAUCUGGUGACUGCAUUGCCAAGUUAAAGAACAGUGUUAUUAACAGAGAGCUUGUGAAGAUUAUUGAAGCUCUAUUUAAUAGUGAUGAGAUUAAGAACUGCCUCUCUCCUGGUCAUUCCUGUAUCGAGGUUUCCAUUGCAGUUGACAAAACACAAUUGUCCGAAGUCAAGUCUACUAUCACUGUAUCUCAAACCAACAAACAAUAUACUAUAUUAAGAGCAAGCAAAAAGUUGUUGUUAGAAGAAAUAGAUCCUCUUACCCUCUUAGAUGGAUUUACAAAAAGAAACUGUCAUAUAUUUGUCUCAUCUAAACUUAGCAAGAUAAAAACAAAAAAAGAAAGAACAGAGAAAUUUAUUGAGAUUUUACUAGGAGAAGAGGAAAGAUGCUUUGAUAUAUUUUUGGAAGUGUUAGAAGAAAAGAAAAUGUUGUUUGUGUUGAAGAUACUGCAAUUAUGGCAACAUGUUCGUUUGACAGAUAUAUCUGUCCUUCGUCAAAAUAUACUACAGAAUAUUUCCGAAAUCGCCGAUGAAUUGUACAUAGACGAUAUGCAAGAAGAACUAAUGGAGAGAAAUAUUUUCAGCGAGGAAGUGUUUGAUGAUUUGUCUGUUAAAUUUCCAGACAACAGUCAGCAACAAAUCAUUGAAUUAAUAGUUGACCUUCUGAAAUCAGAAAUGACAUCCCACUUAAUUGAUAUAAUGCUGCUUAACGGAAUGAAUGUAUUAGUGUCAAAAUUAGUAAUCCCUGAGAAGGAAACUAGUUCCAAAGACAAAGACGAAAACAUUUGUCAAGCAGAUUAUGUUGUGGUAUCUGGAAAAGACUUACCGGAAGGCGUGCUCUUUGAAGGGGUUAUCAAUGUUGACGUGAUUGUUACAACACAUAAUGUGCAGCAAAUAUUUCCUUCUCGGGAAGACACCUUAAGAAGAUUCGAACUUUCCUCUGCAAAAAUUGAAAGCAUGAUCGAGAUAGUAUCCCAACGUUUAGCAAGUCUAACUGGAUUGCAUAAAGAAGUAUUAAAACAGAUUGACAGUUUACAUUGUUCAGGAAAUUCUUCGACGCUAGAUUUAGAAGCAUGCAGUAAAGGACUAUAUUUAAUAGAAAAUUCAAUCCCAAAGUUUUGGAAUACCAACAAAAACACCAUGACACUUUCUGCAACAGGAAAUACGGAACUCGUUGAAGUAUUUGCUGAAGUGCAAUGUUUAAUGUCUAACUGCCAAACGAUACCAGAAAUCGACGAAUGCAACCAUGAUUCUUUCUUAACAUCUGUAUAUGAUUAUAAAUCUAAAUUCAUUGAAGAAAAUCCUGAUAGUCAAAUAAAAGAAAAACAAGAAACAUCAAUUAAUGAUGAAUUAGUAAAGUCAAAUCCGAUGUCUGCAGAAUGCACAAAAAUACAUCGCCCUAUUAAACGACAAAUAAGUCAAACCGAAUUCGAUACAUUACCAGAAAUAACAAUACGAACAAUAGACGGUAGUUUAAAACAUAUAAAGGAAAAAAAGGUUCCAAAGAAUUCAAAGGGGAAUAUUUCCAUGAAAGCAUCUCAUGAAAUAGGUACCAAGGACAACAGCUUGGGAACUACAGACAAAGAAAAGACACAAAUUUGUUCAGAUAAACUGAGUGCGUCAACAGGAGCAUCCAUUCCGGUCAACUUUAAAGAUAUAAUUAGAGUGAGAAUGACUGAAAAGGGAUGGAAAGAACUGUGUGAAAGCGAAACCAAAAGGGGUGACAGACUUUCCCUGGUCGAACUACCCCAGGUGUGUGCACCUGACACAAUUCUUUUGUUAGAUUUAUCUGGCAGUAUGAAAGGAACUGCUUUCAUAGAUAUGAAGGAUGCUGUUAAUGACUUUUUAGAUAAAGAAUCAGCAAAUAACUCAGAACAACAUACAGAUACAUUGAAAUUCUAA
Mytilus trossulus (common blue mussel) is the source of this 3402-nucleotide messenger RNA. RefSeq lists its product as uncharacterized. Bases 1 to 3402 code for a protein of 1133 amino acids. Gene Ontology annotation, biological process: regulation of apoptotic process. The transcript is spliced from 17 exons. The record is from RefSeq and is a predicted model, not a curated record. Lineage: Eukaryota; Metazoa; Mollusca; Bivalvia; Mytilida; Mytilidae.